This is a messenger RNA of Plasmodium yoelii, 840 nucleotides long. RefSeq lists its product as uncharacterized. Bases 1 to 840 code for a protein of 279 amino acids. The transcript has 3 exons. Lineage: Eukaryota; Apicomplexa; Aconoidasida; Haemosporida; Plasmodiidae. The record is from RefSeq and is a predicted model, not a curated record.
AUGAAUGACCAAAUGUGUAAUAAGUUUUUUUUUGUAAGAACCUCGUUUCCUGAUAGAUUAAUUGAGGGAGAGUAUAAAUUUAAUAAUAGUAACCAUUUCAAAGAGUAUUGUGAUAAUGAAUUAUGUGAUAAGGAUGUCGAUAAAAUUAAUGCUGGAUGUUUAUUUUUGUUUGAUGCAAUUUUUAUGGAUUCUUAUUCGUUUAGGAAUUAUGCAAAAAAUAAUAUCAAUAUGGUUUAUUACAUUAUCAUAUGGUUAAGUUAUAUGUUAAGCCUAAAAUCACAUGACAAUAUCAACAAUCUAAAAGAAUUUUAUGAUCAAUAUAUAAAUAAUGGUGAUAAGUAUAUUAAGGCUAUAACGGGUGUUAGUGACUAUAAGAGUUAUAAGGAUCUUAUAGAUAAAAAACAAGAGUUGAUGAAUAUGGAUAUGAAGAUUAUAUCUAAAUUUUAUUAUUCAUUUGUAUUAUUAUGUAAUAUGCAUACUGAAAUUGAUGCAAACAUUUCAAAUUGCAGUAAAUAUUUAGAAAAAGCUCAAGAAUUUGCUAAAAAAUAUGAUGAUCUUAAUGAAGAUUAUAACAAUACUAAAGACAGUCUCUAUAAUAAAAUAUUGUCUACAUUAUCAAAUGAUUAUAAUGUUUUAAAAGAUAAAUGUAAUGCUGCUCAAUCUAUCAAUUUUCCAUCUCUUCCAACUUUUUCACGAAGAUCAGUAAUAAAACACACACUAAUUUCAAUUGCAUCUAUAUUUGUUGCAGUAUCAACUUUCUUGGGAAUUUCUUAUAAGUAUUCGUUAUUUGGAUUUCGGAAACGAUUUCAAAAACAUUUAAGAAAAAGGCUAAAAAAAUGA